This is a messenger RNA of Mus musculus (house mouse), 3554 nucleotides long. RefSeq names its product F-box and leucine-rich repeat protein 16 (gene Fbxl16). The coding region runs from base 87 to 1814 and encodes 575 amino acids. Gene Ontology annotation, cellular component: cytoplasm. NCBI's taxonomy places the organism in Eukaryota, Metazoa, Chordata, Mammalia, Rodentia, Muridae. The transcript has 6 exons. The record is from RefSeq and is marked validated.
GCUUUAGUCACUUGCUUGCAAGUGUGUGACUAUGUCACCCAGAACAGGGAUUCUUCUGCCUGACUCGCAACAGGAUCGGAAGGGAUAUGAAUCCUAGGGGCCAUAAGGAGGGUGUGUGUGUGUGUGUGUGGAGGUGCGACGAUGUCGAUGUCUCCACUCGGCUUCUCUUUCCUCGCCCUCACAGGUGGCAAUCCAAGCAAGGGCACAUAGGGCCAGUUGCAUCUGCGCAGGAUCCGGAACCCCACUGCCAACCGCUCGCGCCAAGGACCGCAAUUCUCCUCAGCUGGCAAGAUUCUGGGUCGCCACCACUUUGUGCAGAUGGGACACUCGAAGCUGCUCUUCGGCCGCGCGGCCUACGGGAGCGUGCAAGAAAAAUGUCGAGCCCCGGUAUCGAUGGUGACCCCAAGCCUCCAUGCUUGCCUCGAAACGGUCUGGUGAAGCUGCCUGGCCAGCCCAACGGCCUAGGUGCAGCCAGCAUCACCAAGGGCACACCUGCUGCCAAGAACCGUCCUUGCCAGCCACCACCCCCACCGACCCUCCCACCUCCAAGCCUGGCUACACCACUAUCCCGGGUUGCUCUGGCCGGGGGGCCAUGCCCCCCAGCCAGUGGACCAGCCUCGGGUCCAGUGUCUGGACCCCCAGUGGAGCGGCCACCACUGGCCACAGACGAGAAGAUCCUUAAUGGGCUUUUCUGGUAUUUCUCAGCAUGUGAGAAGUGCAUACUAGCUCAGGUGUGCAAGGCUUGGCGGCGUGUGCUCUACCAGCCCAAGUUCUGGGCGGGCCUCACGCCUGUGCUGCAUGCCAAGGAGCUGUACAACGUGCUGCCUGGAGGCGAGAAGGAGUUUGUGAACCUGCAGGGCUUUGCUGCUAGAGGUUUUGAGGGCUUCUGCCUAGUUGGUGUCUCCGACUUAGACAUCUGCGAGUUCAUCGACAACUAUUCUCUCUCUAAGAAGGGAGUCAAGGCCAUGAGUCUCAAGCGCUCCACCAUCACUGACGCUGGUCUAGAGGUGAUGCUGGAGCAGAUGCAGGGAGUGGUGCGUCUGGAGCUGUCAGGCUGCAACGAUUUCACCGAGGCUGGCCUGUGGUCCAGCCUCAGUGCCCGUAUCACCUCCCUGAGCGUCAGUGACUGCAUCAAUGUGGCAGAUGAUGCAAUCGCUGCCAUCUCACAACUUCUACCCAACCUGGCAGAGCUAAGCCUUCAGGCCUAUCACGUGACUGACACGGCCCUGGCCUACUUCACAGCACGCCAGGGCCACAGCACCCACACGCUGCGCCUGCUUUCCUGCUGGGAGAUAACCAACCAUGGGGUGGUCAAUGUGGUGCACAGUCUGCCCAACCUCACCUCACUCAGCCUCUCAGGCUGCUCUAAGGUCACUGAUGAUGGAGUGGAGCUUGUAGCUGAGAACCUGCGCAAAUUGCGCAGCCUUGACCUUUCCUGGUGCCCUCGGAUCACCGAUAUGGCACUGGAGUAUGUGGCCUGCGACUUGCACCGACUGGAGGAGCUCGUGCUGGACAGGUGUGUACGCAUCACGGACACUGGUCUCAGCUAUUUGUCCACCAUGUCGUCUCUCCGCAGCCUCUACCUGCGAUGGUGCUGCCAGGUGCAGGACUUCGGGUUGAAGCACCUCUUAGCCAUGAGAAAUUUGCGACUCUUGUCUCUAGCAGGCUGCCCGCUCCUAACUACCACCGGGCUAUCUGGCCUCGUGCAACUGCAAGAGCUGGAGGAGCUGGAGCUGACCAACUGCCCUGGAGCCACACCCGAGCUCUUCAAGUACUUCUCGCAGCACCUGCCGCGCUGCCUCGUCAUUGAAUAGCGCAGGCUUCCCGACCCGGCCGCGGGAACCGGCCACGCCCUGGGCAGUAGCCCUUCUUCCAUCCCUGCCGGAGCAUCUCUUCUCCGCCCUGCGCUGGAGGCGGGGCAAGCUGAGGGAAAUCCCGCCCCGUGCCUCCCUUGCUCCUCUGCUCAACUGCUCCUUCCCUGUCUGGGGCAAGAGGCAGAGGGGCCAGCCCCACGCACGCACGCACACUCGGGGACUUUGUGCAUGCCCCUCGUGCCCGCACUGCACGCCCGCCCUCCACCAUGCCACAGCCGCCGCCAUCACUCGCCCGCCUUCUGGGGGUCUAGGUCCUUUUGGGGAUGCUUUGAGUGCAUAUGCCCUCACUGGCUUCCCCACUUCAUUCUGCUCUCUGCCUCCCCUCGCUGUCCCCCCAUCCCGGGCAGGGCCCAAGGGGAUGGAGGGAUUGGUCCCCCAGGACUUAGGGGCCUGGAAGAGCCCCCAAGGGCCUCCCACAUCUUCCACUGCACCGCGCCUGGAGCCCUCCAAAGGGUAUGAGGCGCCACAGGCCACUGCCAAAGCCAUGGCCCCCUGAGGAGCCCAACUCCCCAUGCCCACCUGACCUAGUGGCUUCCCUUCUUCCUUGUUGCCAUAUAGGUCAGUUCUUGUCCUCUGUAUCCUGCGCCCCUACCCCCGUAUCUCCUUCUUUCCCCCUGGCCUACAGAUCCUUGGGCCCUGGCCAGGUUGGGACAGCUUUAGGAGGACGCAGACCUUGGAACAAUCAACAUUAGCCUAACCGGUGCCCAUCCACCUAAGUGCAAGGGUGGAAUAGGCACCUGGCAGACCCCAAUCUGGAGCCACCCACAGGGCUAUCAGGCCUUGGGAUCAGCCCACCCAUUUGAGCCCCUACCCCAGCUGAGCUCAGGCCUCUCAGCACUGUGCUUCUCCCUGGAUAGGUCUCCUCAGGUGGAAUCUGCAGAGGGCCUGGCCAUGAGUCAGGGUCAGUACUGACCAGCGAUUCUGAUCUCCCAGUGGCCAGCACCCCCUUCACACCCCAGGGAAGGAGGGCUCCUUCCCAGUCCUCCUUUAGUUCUCCCAGCUUCCAAAACCUUUGCCUGCCCAAAGGGUUUGUGACCAUGUUCUGUCAGGUCUCAAGAAAUUUGGAAGUCCUAGGGGAUCCUGGCAUAUAGGUGACAAUACCGAGGAAGGGACUGGGAACCUUCCCUCCCAACCUUGAACCCCAGGAGACACAGCACCCACAACUAAUCUUGGGACACCCCUAUCUGGUUGGAAGAGAGUAAACUAAUUCCCAGAGAGCCAGAGGGAGAGAGAGAGAGAGAGAGAGAGAGAGAGAGAGAGAGAGAGAGAGAGAGGAGAGAGAGAGAUGCUGUUGACGAAAAGUAAAGAUUCAACAGCCCAAAGAGUUCCCUGCCCCUGCAGUGUUGGCCAGGGAGGCCCCAGGCUGAAGUGGUCAGGAGCCAGAUUUGUCAGCCCCUCUUCCCACAGUCCCCCAACAGGGAGGGGGAAGCUGUCCAUUUGCCCAAAGUAUUAAUGCAACUGAAGCUGUGAUAUUUCCAAUGACUGUAGGAGGAAAAUUUAAGGGGAGAGAGGAACACAAACAAAACCAACCAACCCCUAAAAUCAUUUUCUUAUUGUACAUAACGACCUCAUUCUCCUGUAUAUGCGGAAGAUAUAACCUUAUAUUUGGUAAGUGUUUCUUGUGCUAUUUUAUCACGUGACCUGUUUAUAAAAAUAUAUAUUAAAAAAGUUGUAAAAACA